This is a messenger RNA of Paramuricea clavata, 342 nucleotides long. Lineage: Eukaryota; Metazoa; Cnidaria; Anthozoa; Malacalcyonacea; Plexauridae. The record is from the annotation of a GenBank genome assembly.
AUGGAAUUUGACAAAUUACCAGCAAACGAUACUGACCAGAAGAAUUUAGAAAGUCUUCUUUUUUUACUGGACAAAUUCUGUGCAAGUGAUGAACUUUACCAUGAAUUGUCUCUAUUUUCUGACAAUUUACCAAGAAGUUACUUGAUUAAACAAAAGAAGCAUGAACUGAGCAAAUUCUGCCAUAUUGAAAGAACACCAGGUCAAUAUCCUGGUGCACAACUUUCAUUUUCCCAAACUCUGCAAGAUCACAUCCAACAAUUUUUCGAGUCAAAUUUGAAACACAAAGUUGAUGACCCAAUAAAGGUCAAGAUCAGCUGUGAUGGCGCAAAGAUGUCAAGAUAA